Messenger RNA from Lytechinus variegatus (green sea urchin), 4446 nucleotides. RefSeq names its product four and a half LIM domains protein 2-like. NCBI's taxonomy places the organism in Eukaryota, Metazoa, Echinodermata, Echinoidea, Temnopleuroida, Toxopneustidae. Gene Ontology annotation, cellular component: Z disc; nucleus. Gene Ontology annotation, molecular function: transcription coregulator activity. Bases 51 to 911 code for a protein of 286 amino acids. The record is from RefSeq and is a predicted model, not a curated record. The transcript has 5 exons.
UCUUUCUUCUUUCGUUGUAGCUGAUUUUCACUGGAGAAUACGUAAGAGCCAUGAACGAAAACUUCCAUAGUGGUCAUUUCUGCUGUGAGCAGUGUAACAAAGCACUGAGUGGCCAGAGUUACAUCUUAAAAGAAGAGAAACCAUUCUGUGUGGCUUGCUACGAUAACUGCUUUGCUAAUGAAUGCGCUGAAUGUAACCAGAAGAUUGGACACGAUAGUAAGGAUCUCAUUUUCAAGUCGAAGCACUAUCAUGAGACAUGCUUUGAAGCCCGCUACACAUGUUCUAUGUGUAAGGCAUCUCUUGCAGACAAGGCCUUUGGUAACUGGGAUGGACAACUCUGCUGCCUCCAAUGUUAUGAGAAGAACUUGGCAAAGAACUGUCAAGCAUGUGGAGAAUUAAUAAAGCCUGGAAUGAAACGUCUUGGUUUCCAGGGCAAGGAAUGGCAUGACAAGUGUUUCCGAUGCAAGGUUUGUGAUGAACAUAUUGGAGGAGGGAUCUUCGUACCCAAGGAAGAUAACAUCUACUGCAGUUCAUGCUACGAGGAGACCUUCGGUACCAAGUGCGCUGGAUGUGGCAAGAUCAUCUCUACCGGUGGACUUCAGUACAAGAAUGAGCCUUGGCACAGAGAAUGCUUUGGUUGCGCCGAGUGUGGCAAGUCUCUGUACAAUACUCGCUUCACUGUCAGAGAUGAUAAGAGACUCUGCGCUGAUUGCUUCGGAGAGAGGUACGCCAGGAAGUGUUCGGAGUGCAAGCAACCCAUUGUUGGUCAAGGCGGAACUAAAUACGUCUGUUUUGAGCAGAGGAAUUGGCACAACAAAUGCUUCAACUGCAAACGUUGUCAAGUCUCACUGGUGAACGAGUGCUUUGUGACGGAAGAAGAUAUUAUUUGCCCUAACUGUGCACAAGGCUAAAGAAGAAGUACUUCUUAAAAACCCUGCCCACCUUACCCCCUCCCCUACCCCUUGCCGUACAAUCCCUCCCACCCACACCCAACCUCUAGGCCCCACCCUUAAUACGUAGCAAGUCAAUCAGAAUAUUAAUUGCUAGUUUAUCAUUUCUGCCAUGUUUUUCAUCGUCUUUUGUUUGGACCAUAUAUCAGACAAGAAUUUAAUGACUGGCAGUGGAUUGAAUUCUUUUGUAAUCAUUGAAGUUUCUGAUAAAAAAAAUUUCCACCUAAAGUGUUGAAACAUGAAUUGGUUUUAAACCAGCUAUCCAAUUUUCUCUAACAAUGCAUGUACAUGCUUAAUAUACAUUUGAAGAAUACUCAGUUUGAAUGAGCAGUGAAUAUAUACAUAACUGCUUUAUUGAUCUGUAGAAUUUUCAGAUGUUUUUGUCAAACAUCACCAGACACUGAAAAAAUACAAGAAGCAAUAUAUGCAUUCUGCCCCAACAAGUUUUUGUAUGGUUUGAAAAUUAAAUGAAUGAAAUUCAUACCGAGUGGCUUUACCUCUAAUGUGAUGAAAAUUUGGUUGAUUCCUUUUUAAUAAUUCAAUUAUGUCGAUAAAAUAUGACAGAUGGAUAUGAAAAGUAAUGCAUGGAGAUAGGGUAGGCGAUGGCUGACGCGAUUAUUGGAUUUGAAAUUUCUUUUCAAUUGAGCUCUUGUAUGCAUGCUUAUGAGUUACGAUAUACAUCAUCUGUUUUGAAGUAGGAAUGAUAAACUAGCAUACCUGACAAAAAUAUAUAUAUUGAAAUAUUGACUCUUAUCUAUAGUACUAUCAAACUUAUUAUUGUAGUUAUUACCGACAGUCUCUUUAUCUUGGACAAAAUUGAAACCAUUCAUCUUUAAAUCUAUUUAUUUAUUAUUUAAUCAAUUGAACUUAUGUGACUGUGUCUGUAAUAGAGCAAAGAAAAAAUGAAAACAUGCCUUGGCAGUACUGUCUUGUUGGACUUUUUUUAUGUCAAUAACACAAGUACUAUUUACUAGAUUGUUGUAUUUAUAAAAAAAAUAAAUCAUGAAAAAAUAGAAUAAAGUAUGCAUAUGAUUUGAAGGAAAAUACUUUUAAAUAUAGUAUUUAUUACUGUUAAUUCAUUGCAUAAUAUCUGCUUGAUGUAGGGGUACAAUAAAUUUUUGAUAACGCACCCAGUUAAGUGAUUUUUCUUUUUGAAUGAAAAAUGCAAAUGGGAAUGCAGAGAACAAAUCACGUUUUCUGAUAUAUCUGGCUAAAACUAUGCAGUGAUUUUUGUUGAUAGUGUAUGUUGAAUGAAGGAAAUGUACAUUUUGAUUAAUUUAUUAUGACUAUUGCUUACUAAAUGUUGCAAUUUAGUUUGUAGUAUGUUUUUAUGAAUUAAACCUUUUUUUGUUGUUUUGAUCGUGAAGUGCAAAAAAACAAUAUUGUAGAUAACUAGUCUUUGUAUGAUAUUAUAUUUCAUUUUAAUGUCAGUUAUUAUACUGACACUCUGCAUAGCAGCAUUAUAAUGGAUGCAUAAGACUUGCAUUAAGUGGCAAACAAUAAGCCAAGUUUUGCCUGACUUUACAACAAGCUUUUCUUUCAUAACUUCUUGCCUGACACUAUCAAACAAUUACAAAACAGGCAUUGUAAUAAACGUAUUGUCAUCUUUUUAUCUAAUUUUAAACUGAUAAAUGAACUUCUUCAUGUACAGAGAAAUAUCUUAAUCUUCAACUCUGAUAUUUCAAUUAGAGUUUUAUAUACUUUUAGAUAAAAAAUCACACAUUUUUUUCUUUCCAUCAAUGAAAUUGUAAAUAAGAUAUGUUUAGUUUAUUAGACAAGUAAUGUCACUCACACCACUGGUAAAGAACAAGUCAUCUGAUUUUGGGUGAUCUCUUACAAUUUAUAUAGCUAUAUACAAAUCAACACUUCAGAGUAAAUUGUGCAAAGGGAAUUUUAUUUGUCCACUUGCUUAUUUUCAAGAGUUUUUUUUCUGAAUAAAAAAUUGUGCAGCAAGGAAUAUCACUGAACCAAGUCUCGCUGCAGUCUCGCCAACAAUACCGACUCCAAACCGCUCGAUGGUAUGCCAUUUAAAAUAAUGUAAUUACUUUGAUCUCUCUGGAGUCGGUUUUGUUGGUAUGACUGAAGUAUUAUUAGAAGUGGAACAUUGUAUCAAAUGUUACAAUAACAGAAUUUGUUUUUAUAGCGAUAGAUAUGAUCAUUUCUGAUUCCUGAUAGUGUAUAAUGAAGCAAUAAUAUCAAUAUUCUGGAAGACGAUAGAGUGGAGAAUGUAGAUUGAUUGUUGCUUGUAAUAUAGGCAAGGGUACAAUAAUCAGCGAGUUUUAUCAGAAAUACAUGUAUGUCAAAAGUCUGGGAAAAGAAAAUUGUGAUAAUAGGAGAGUGAAUAUCUGGUAAGAACGGAAUGCUUGUCAUUGUAUUUUUUUUAUUAGGAAUGUCAAUGAUGGUUUAACUUAAGAUUCUGAAUACUGUUAAAGGAUCUUAUUGAAAGUAGAUUAAAUCAGGAGAGAUAAUAAACAUUAAUUUUUCAAAGAGGCAUACAGCCAAUUGACACUGUCAACUUUUAGUCAUUUUCUCAAGUUUGCAGUUAUAAUCUUCCUUCUGAAAUACUCUGAAAAAAAAGUUUUUCUCAUUGUGAAAUCAUACUUGGUGUAAAUGUAUAUAAUUUGACAUAAUUUUGAGAAGGUAAAAUCGAUUUUGUCUUUUCUACAUAUCUGGUCUUCAUUGCAUAACUUCAUAGCAAUAUUCAAGUCUUAUAAUGAUUAUAAAUGAAAAUGAAAUCAUGUAUUAAACAUCAGACUAUUUAAGAGAGCAAGGCUUGACAAUCAAAAUUACCUUUACUUUUUUCUCAUUUUAAUAAAUUAUUUCAAGUCUAUUCUAAUUCAAUUUUCCAAUACAAUUAUGUAGUGUGGUAUUAAUUCAGUAGUCUUUCAUUAGCUAUUGUGGAUAUGACCGAUCAUUUCUUGUAAAAUAAGAUGUUCCCUUCUUCUAAAUUACCUUUGUAUUUGUAUUACAUAAUAAUAUACUUUCCAACUGAAGUAGUAUGCCUGCAGCUUUUAAUUGAGUAGAAAAUUGCAACAUCUCAUGAAACGUACCUGAUGAAAUAAUAGAAUCUCUGUUGAUCCUUUCUGUCAUUUAAAACUUUCUAAGAUAUAAACAUUUCAGUUUUUAAUUAACUGAUCAAUUGAUUUUUUCUUUCAAAUAACUCGCAUACAAAUGAAUCUCAUUAUUUGCUAGACAGUAAUGAAUGUAUGAUUCAAGUUAGUAGUGUAAACUUAACAAUAUUGCAUGAAUGAACAGGUUCAUGUAUCUUGUAAUUUCAGAUGAUAUAUCAAUGCAUAAACUCUUUUUGAAUUAUCUAAUAUUGAUAUCAUUUUCCUUCUCUAAAUCAAUGUUGGGCUCGUAAAUAAGAUACAUACAUUGAUGAGUUAGUUUCUGAUAAAUUAAAAUGACUGGUAUUGUUUAGGUAAACUAUGAGUUUUAUUCUUCCUAGAUAUGUAUAGUGUGCAUUAAAAUUCUCUUCCAGACAGUUUUAAUCUAA